AUGGAGGAAUCCUCGGCGGUUUCCGCGCUGGGUGGCUGCUCCCUCGCCGACCAGGAGAACCGCAGCAACAAGUACAAGAAGAACUGCGACACUGCCAAGGCCAUUUGCGGGUCCACCUGCACUCGUCUGGUGUAUGACAUGAACAACUGCGUCUCCUCGGCCAGCUGCAUCACCGCCAUGUCCACGCAUAUGUUGGGCUGUCGUCUGGCUGACCCGAAGUCCCACGGCGCCAACAUCGAGGUUGGUAAGGGGUCCUACAACUGCAACUCCGCCGGGUCGCUCUUCAACCAGCCGGCCGCCCUGGCCACCGGUGCCCUGGCCGUCCUCCUUGCCCUUGUCUCCUCCUAUGCUCUGUAA
Fonticula alba is the source of this 357-nucleotide messenger RNA. RefSeq lists its product as hypothetical. Bases 1 to 357 code for a protein of 118 amino acids. Lineage: Eukaryota; Rotosphaerida; Fonticulaceae. The transcript is spliced from 2 exons. The record is from RefSeq and is a predicted model, not a curated record.